UAAACAGCUUUGGUCUGAAGAUUGUCUGUAACCCGCCAAAAAAGAAAAACUAGAAGAAGACGACGACGAACAGUUUCGCGGGAAUACUAAACCGUGCAUCUGAUUUUAAUUUGAGUUUAGAGUUGAAUAUAAUCUUUAGCAGAAUAAAAUGUCCCGCACCGCAGUGGAACUUACAAAUGGGCAUUGCACCGACGCAGAAAACAAGACCGAAGAUGCAAGUGCAGGAAGAAAGGACUUCUCUAUGUUUUGCGACGAGCGCGGAUAUAUGAGUCUGAUCGAGUUUAUUCUGCAGAACGGCGCGAGGAAAGGCGACCGAACCGGAACCGGAGUGAUUUCUGUGUUCGGGUCGCAGGCCAGAUACAGUCUCAGAGAUCAGUUUCCUUUGUUGACGACCAAAAGGGUUUUCUGGAAAGGCAUAUUGGAGGAGCUGCUGUGGUUUGUCAAGGGUUCAACCAACGCCAAAGAGCUGUCAGAGAAGGGUGUGAGAAUCUGGGAUGCUAACGGCUCCAGGGAGUUUCUGGAUAAGAGCGGCUUCAGCGAUCGAGAGGAAGGAGAUCUGGGUCCGGUGUAUGGCUUUCAGUGGAGGCACUUUGGCGCUGAAUACAAAGACAUGCACGCCGAUUACUCUGGGCAAGGUGUUGACCAGUUACAGAAAGUGAUUGACACCAUCAAGUCAAACCCAGAAGACCGGAGGAUCAUCAUGUGCGCUUGGAAUCCCAAAGAUCUCCCUCUGAUGGCGCUGCCGCCGUGCCAUGCGUUGUGUCAGUUUUACGUGUCAGACGGCGAGUUGUCGUGUCAGCUGUACCAGCGCUCUGCUGAUAUCGGUCUGGGUGUGCCAUUCAACAUCGCCAGCUACGCACUACUGACCUACAUGAUUGCCCACAUCACUGGACUCGAGCCUGGGGAUUUUGUGCACACAAUAGGUGAUGCCCACAUCUACACCAAUCACAUUGAGCCGUUGAAAGAGCAGAUUCGGAGAGAGCCACGUCCGUUCCCCAAACUCAGGAUCAAACGCAAAGUUGAACGAAUUGAUGAUUUCCAGGCAGAGGAUUUUGAGAUCUAUGACUAUGACCCCCAUCCUGCAAUCAAAAUGCAAAUGGCUGUUUAGACCUUAUAAAAAUAAUAAUAAUAAUAAAUGUACAUUUAAAUGGGAGUACUAGUCUCAAUGUUUUAUAAACAACAUCUAUUCUCAGUUAUAAUAACCAACCUAAUGUUUAGUUUGUAGUGAAAUCUGAUGUGGCUUAAAUAUCAAACCACCAUUUGUCUUAGUCAACAUUUGAGAAACCAGUAUGUUGUUUGGUCUAAACAUCAUCUGGUCCAGAUAAGGAGAAAUUAUUUUUGUUAAUAUCUGACUAUGAUUAUAUUAGAAACCAAACACACGCCAGCCAAAAGAACAGACACCUGAAUAAGUUGUUGGUCAGUGCUCUGUAC
Molecule: messenger RNA, 1431 nt
Organism: Onychostoma macrolepis
Lineage: Eukaryota; Metazoa; Chordata; Actinopteri; Cypriniformes; Cyprinidae
Gene: tyms
Product: thymidylate synthetase
Exons: 7
Coding region: 149-1108 (319 amino acids)
Biological process (GO): dTMP biosynthetic process
Cellular component (GO): cytosol; mitochondrion
Molecular function (GO): thymidylate synthase activity
Source: RefSeq, a predicted model, not a curated record